This is a messenger RNA of Acanthosepion pharaonis, 798 nucleotides long. NCBI's taxonomy places the organism in Eukaryota, Metazoa, Mollusca, Cephalopoda, Sepiida, Sepiidae. The record is from the annotation of a GenBank genome assembly.
AUGGUAUUAAUGGAUUUGGCAAUAUUUCCUCUUGUUACUUUUUCGUUUUUCGAAGAAUUACUAUCUCUUUUUUUUUUUUUUUCUUAUCACCUAUCCCUCUGUCUCUUCCCCCGUUUCAUUCUUUGCUUUUCAUUUUAUUCCAUUUCAUGUUUCUUUCUUACUUUCUUUAUUUUCUUUGAUUCUUUAGUUUCGUUUCGGUUCAUUUUUCUUUCUGUCAUUUUCUCCCAUUUGAUUUUUCUUUCUUUCUUUUUUAUUUUCCGUUCUUUUUGUCAUUAUUUUCAUUUUCUCGCAUUUAAUCUUUCAUUCUUCUUACUGUCUUCUUUUAUUUUCGGUUUAUUUAUUUUCUUCUUUUCACCAUUUGAUAUUUCUUUCUUUCUUUAUUCAUUUGAUAUUUCUUUCUUUUUUUCUUUAUUUUUGGUUCAUUUUGUCUUUGUCCUUUAUUUUCUACCAUUUGAUUUUUUUUCUUUCUUUCUUUCUUUCUUUCUUUAUUUCUUUCUUUCUUUCUUUCUUUCUUUCUUUCUUUUCAGUUCAUUUUGUCUUUGUUUUCGUUUUCUCCCAUUUGCUCAUUCCUUCUUCCCUUAUUUUCGGUUCAUUCUUUUAUUUCAUUUUCUUCUUUGUUUUCAUUUUCUCCCAUUUGAUAUUUUUUCUUUCUUUCAUGCGUAUAUAUUCACACAGGAUUAUUUGGAACUUCUAAAAUUUAAUUUUGUUCUCUUCUUUGGUUUUCUCUUUUCUUCCAAUUUCUUUCUUCCCUUCUUUUUUUAUCCUUCUUUUCAUUUAAUUGCGGAUACAUUUAUUUAG